GCACGGCUGCUUUUGGCCAGAGGACGAAGAGAGGAGACCGGAUCUCACUUCUCGUAACCUUUAACUGAUUAGCCUUUACUUUCUGAGUUCACUACCAUCCUUAGCGGAGGGCGUAUUCCUAACAGAAACGUGCAAAUAUAUAAAUAUAUCAUUGUUUUCCUGAACGCGGCGCACGGAUGGGGAUGCUGCAUUUGUCCUCGGAUGACCACGGCGGUGUAUCGAGUUUAGAGUAGUCGCGGGAGUAGGCCAAUCUGUUGCAAAUUAACUCGUCUGUGGGCAGCGACGCAUCCGUGACGCUACACCCCCUCGGCAUUUGAUGUCUGCACGCCUGAAGGGUCGCUGAAGAUUUCUGCUGUCUCUUCUCUUCUCUUCUCUUGCCUGUGUGUGCAGUGUCAUCGCUGCCUGCAUCUGAGCCGUGGCUGCUAGGCGCCACUGAUGACCUGCUGCUGGGAGGUGUGUGAUGCAUUGACACGACCGGGCCCGACACGACAACUGCAAAGCAAAUCUCUGUCCGGUUGAUGGGGAACUAGAUUAACACAAUCCAAGUCUCAUUGUGCUCAUCUCUUCUCUUGAUCGUUUAAUCGUGUAAACCGGCGCUCAUCAUGAAUUACCUGCGUCGCCGACUAUCCGACAGUAAUUUUAUGUCCAACCUGCCGAAUGGCUACUUAUCGGACCUCCAGCGUCCCGACCCACCGCAACAGCCCCCACCGCAGACCAGCCCCGCGGUGUCGCCCGGACCACAGGAAAGGCGUCCACCCGCUAGCCAGUCCUCCGGAGCCGGUUUUUUCUCCUCGAUCUCCAACGCGGUGAAACAGACCACCGCAGCGGUUGCCACCUUCACCGAAGUCGCUGAGAGGGCCGGCGGCAGCCAUGCAAAGAUUCUGCUGGUUAUUGACGACCAGCAGACUGACUGGGUGAAGGUGUUCAGAGGCAGGAAGGUGCACGGGGAGUUUGACCUCAAGGUGGAGCAGGCUGAGUUUACGGAGGUCAGUCUUGUGGCCCACGCCACUGGCAGCUACAGCGUGGACAUCGAGGCCAUCCGCAACGGCAACAAAAUGACCAAGAGUUUGAAGCCGGACUUCGUGCUGAUCCGGAAGCAUGCUUUCAGCAUGGCGAAGAACGGAGACCACCGGAACAUCGUCAUCGGUCUGCAGUAUGCCGGCAUUCCGAGCGUCAACUCGCUGCACUCUGUCUACAACUUCUGUGACAAGCCCUGGGUGUUUGCCCAGAUGACCAGAUUGUACAAGCAGCUGGGUCCUGAGGAGUUCCCACUGAUCGAGCAGGUUUACUACCCCAACCACAAGGAGAUGAUCACCACGCCCAGAUUCCCUGUGGUUGUGAAGAUGGGACACGCCCACUCUGGCAUGGGAAAGGUGAAGGUGGACAACCAGUAUGACUUCCAGGACAUUGCCAGCGUGGUGGCCUUGACCAAGACGUACGCCACAUCUGAGCCUUUCAUCGACGCCAAGUAUGAUGUGCGAAUCCAGAAGAUUGGAAACAAUUAUAAGGCUUACAUGCGGACGUCCGUGUCGGGGAACUGGAAGACCAACACGGGCUCCUCCAUGCUGGAGCAGGUGGCCAUGUCUGACAGGUACCGCAUGUGGGUGGACCAUUGUUCGGAGGUCUUCGGCGGCCUGGACAUUUGCUCUGUGGAGGCCCUGCACGGCAAAGAUGGCAAGGACUACAUCAUUGAGGUGGAGGGCUGCUCCCUGCCUCUGAUUGGGGAUCAGCAGGAGGAGGACCGCACUCUCAUCGCUGACGUGGUCAUCUCCAGGAUGAACCAGACCGUCCCACACUCCUCCAACCCCUCACCAGUGCGCUCACAGCCCCCUGUGCAAAAGGCAGCAUCUCCACAGUCUACUUCACCACAAGGUCAACAGCGCCCUCCAACACAAGGUGCCCCCCCGCCCAGCUCUGUUGCCCCUGGCGCCUCUCGCCCUGGCGCGCCCCCUCAACAGCGGCCCUCCCCUCAGGGCCAGCCCCUACCUGCCCAGACCGCGUCCAGCGCAGGUGCCCCGGCAGCCCAGACCCCCCCACAGCAGCCCCGUCCAGCAGGGGGCUCCACUCCGAGGCCCGCGGGCCAGGGUCCACCCCCCCAGCAGCAGCAGCAGAGGCCCCCGCCCCCCCAGGGCACAGCCGGCCGAGGCCAGGGGGGGUCCCCACAGGCCCAGAGGCCCCAGCCAGGGGGACCCCAGCAGCAGCAGCAGCGUCCAGCAGGGGGAGCUCCAGGGGCCAAACCCGCAGGAGGGCCAGCGCAGCAGAGGCAGGGCCAGCCGGCCAGGCAGCCCACCCAGGGGGGGCCGCAGGGGAGAGGACCCCCCCAGGCCCAGGGAGGCCCCCGCCCACCCACCACCCAGCAGCCGCGUCCGGUGGCGCCCGGGCAGGGGGGGCCAGGGACCGGGAGACCCCCCAUCCAGCAGAAACCCACCCCCCCUCAGAAGCCCAGCCCUGACCACCCAGCACUGAACAAAUCGCAGUCUCUUACCAAUACCUUCAACAUUCCAGACACGGCAGCGCCAGCGGUGGCGGCGGGCCCGCGCCCAAGCCUCAGUCAGGAUGAGGUGAAGGCCGAGAGCAUCCGCAACCUCCGCAAGUCCUUCGCCAGCCUCUUCUCCGCGGAAUAAGCCCCUCCCCUCACAUCGCACUGCACAGACUGUGAGACUGACGGACAGACAGACGGACCAAUAAGCAGACAGAUUGACUGACUGACUGACUGAUUGACUGACUGACCACUUCUAAGCCAGUAGAAUAGACAGACCAAUAGGAAGCCACCUGCCCACCAUGGGUGUUAUAUGUGCAAUUUGAAUCCAGUUGUUUUGCUUCCGUUAAGAUACAAAUUCACUGCCGAUUCGAUUCCGAGGCCACAGCACAGAGACAGAUGUCACUGGGGUCCCAAGGAAACAUUCCUGGUCAACUUGGAUCUUUGUUACAAUGGAUUUGAUAAUCACCUAAAAAUACAAUGUCACACACACAGACACAGACACAGACACAGACACACACACACACACACACACACACACACACACACACACACACACACACACACACACUCUAUUUUGAUUAGAAGUCAGAAUGUGCACUGUAGAUUUUAGUGAUGAGUCAUAGUGUCUGACUCCUGUCUAACGCUGAGGUCUAUAGAUGAAAAAUAAUCAAAAUUAUUCUCUGUGACAUUAAGUGAUUUACUUUCUACAAAUGAUUAGGCUAUUUUAUUCCUCGAUGCUUUUUUUAUCUAAUCUUCUGAUUCAACCUCUAAUCUGUGAACGUGGCCAGCCCUUUUGGGACACACCGAGAGCGAUUAUGGUGUCUUUAGUGAGGAAGCUCCACUGGAAAGAUCUCCGCACGCCAACGUUUGUCCAAUCAAAAAGCUUUAACGAUAGAAUGUUGUGGUUUGUAAGUGCAGUCCACUGAGGUGUUGUGGCCUCUACAAACACCGACGCAAAAACACACACAUGCGCCUGCGAUGACCCACCGGGCUCGGAAGAGUGCUGCUUUGUGAGCGUGCUUCCCUUCGAUGUGCCGUUAGCUAGCUGUCGUCUUUCCUUCGCCAUUUUAGUGAUGUCACGUGACCUGCAUGGGCCUCUGGGAGACCGAGGUCGCGACCUUUUGCCCUCCUGCGCCAGCUGCUCACCGUCGUGCUUGUAAUCGUGAUGUCAUGGCUAGAUGAUCCUCGUGCUAGUAGCCGUCGGUGUAUAUUUGCUUUUCCUUUCCAGUGAGAUUGUUGUUGCUGCUCUCCUCUCCUAUCUCCUCGACCAAUCACAACCCAGAAAAAAAACACUUCUGUAACGCCCCACACCACAGUAAACAUGCCUUACAGCAAACCCAGAUGUAAGCGAGACUUCACCAUGUUCAGAGUUGCCUCAGGGAUGUCCGAGAGAUUGUGACACAAGGCAAGGCGUUGUCUUUGAUCAGGUCUUCCAAACCCGACACAAAUAAUCAACGAGUCGACUGAUCUACAACACAAGCGAACAGCGCAAACGCAUGCUUUUGUUUCGGAGUUAGAAUGUACGUGUUGAUUUCUUCAAUAACAAUAAUUGCUUGAAAACAUGAACGUUACACGUUUUGCACAUGAAAUGUAACACUGCUAUACUUGAGUAAACGAUAUGAGAGGGGUCAAGGUUAAUGGGAUAGGAAUGUGUGUGUAUGUGUGUGUGUUGUCGCUUCGCUAUGGCCUCCACUCACUACUGAGGCCCCAACACAAUAAGCACAGAGCAGGAGUGGACAGAGUCGCGCUCGUUUUUGUUGUCUAAGGUGACCGAAUGCGAGACCAACCUCCACCCUCUAAAGGACGCACAAGCCAAGGAUUCCAUCAGUGACAUGAAUGUUCUCGUGAAACACACAAUGCAAAACUAGAGAGACUGUGCUUCACGAGAUCCAUCAGAUGUGUUUGUCAUGUUUUGAAAUAUUAUUAUUAUUAUUAUUAUUAUCAUUGUCGUUUCCCCCUGAAAUGUCCCCGUAUACAUCCCAGAGACUCUCCCAGACCUGCUCUCCACACUGAGCUCACGUCCCAUGGGGCGCGGAGACGUCUUCCAGAGGAGAGCAGAGCGCGGAGACAGCAGUAGGCACCCCAGGGCCCGGCUGGAUAGGUUUACGCCCCCCCACACAACCCC
This is a messenger RNA of Sardina pilchardus (European sardine), 4607 nucleotides long. It is a transcript of the gene syn1, whose product is annotated as synapsin I. The transcript has 13 exons. The coding region runs from base 603 to 2624 and encodes 673 amino acids. The record is from RefSeq and is a predicted model, not a curated record. Gene Ontology annotation, cellular component: synaptic vesicle membrane; synaptic vesicle. Gene Ontology annotation, biological process: neurotransmitter secretion. NCBI's taxonomy places the organism in Eukaryota, Metazoa, Chordata, Actinopteri, Clupeiformes, Clupeidae. Gene Ontology annotation, molecular function: ATP binding.